This is a messenger RNA of Anopheles darlingi, 1900 nucleotides long. RefSeq names its product organic cation transporter protein-like. Lineage: Eukaryota; Metazoa; Arthropoda; Insecta; Diptera; Culicidae. The record is from RefSeq and is a predicted model, not a curated record. The transcript is spliced from 3 exons. Gene Ontology annotation, cellular component: membrane. Gene Ontology annotation, biological process: transmembrane transport. Bases 257 to 1900 code for a protein of 547 amino acids. Gene Ontology annotation, molecular function: transmembrane transporter activity.
GUUUGCGCAGUUUCAUUCCCACAUCCAUUGAGCACAGCAGGAGCGUUUGUAGCAAGGCAUAAAAAUAGAUUUUAUUCUUGUGUUAAACAGAGAUAGUCACUUAAAGUGGUGCGAAUAAUUACAUAUGUUGAUUUAAGUCAGACAUGCUGGUUUGCUCGAGCAAUUUUCAAUAAACUACAUCGCUACUAUUAAUUUUCGAAAAGGAGAAAGGUCAGUGAAAACACACUCUUCACGAAGUAUCAAAGAUUUGUCAAAAAUGCCGCGCACGGAAGAGAGUAUUGAAUUAGAUCAAGUUCUUUCUGAAAUCGGCCAGUUUGGACCGUUUCAAGUGUGGCAAUACGCACUCAUGAUUUUACCGAUCAUGUUGAACGCCUUCUUUACAUUCAGCUAUGUUUUUACGGCCGGAAAUAUGGAUUACAGAUGCUAUGUGCCGGAGUGUGAUUUACCCGAUGCAGCUGUGUAUGAUGCUACAUGGACUAAUUUAGCUCUUCCUUUCGAUCGUAGCGGACAUCCAGAACGUUGUCACCGGUUUCUGCCAAUCAGUGAUACUACACUUAACGAGACGUGUACUGCAGCAGCGUUUAAUGUUUCUAAUUUGAUUUCUUGCUCGAGUUUCGUUUAUCGUACCGGUGAUGUUACCAUAGUACGUGAUUUUGGAAUAAAUUGUGCCGAAAAUGACUGGAAAUUGGCUCUCGUGGGAACCAUGAAUAACAUAGGCCAAUUUGUAGCUCUUCCUAUUGCUGGGUAUCUAUCUGAUCAAUUUGGAAGACGAUGGAUCCUGCUAAUUAGUGUAGCUGGAAGUGCGCUUUGCGGUGUGAUUAGAUCAUUUUCUAAUAGCUAUGCUAUGUUUCUCGUGUUUGAAUUUUUAGACCCUGCCAUCGGCUCUACGAUGUAUACGACAGCUUUUAUUCUUGCACUUGAACUAGUGGGUUCUAAAAAACGUGUUACAGGAAACAACAUUAUUUCCUGUGCUUUUUCCUUCGGAGAGGCUUUACUUGGUUUAUUAGCGAUGUAUAUCAAUAAUUGGCGUGUUUUAUUACGUACUUUAUACUUCUCUGGAUUUUUGGCAACGGCAUUUCUCUUUACAACCACGGAAAGUGUUCGAUGGUUACUAUCGAAAAAUCGACCUUCAUGCGCUCUUAAAAUUUUACAAAAAGCAGCUAAAGUCAAUGGGAAAACACUAUCUCCGACCACAAUAGAAAAUCUUUGUCCAAAUAGUGUUUCCGAAGCGACACCUUCCGAGCCUAUGAAAACUCAAACUUUUGCACAGCUAUUAAAUGAAGCGUUUCAUAGCCCUGGCCUCACAGCGCGAGUCAUAAAUUGCUCGUUUUGUUGGCUUACAAAUACUAUGGUCUACUUUGGACUUAGCUUAAACUCUGUAUCUUUAUCAGGAAACAAAUACGUUAAUUUUAUUCUUGUGUCCCUUAUUGAAUUGCCAGGGUUUUUCCUCAUGCAAUUAUUUCUUGACCGUACGGGAAGGAAGAGAACCCUCUUCGUUACAAUGAUAAUUAGUGGCUUACUCUGUAUCAUUUCGGGGCUAGUACCGCUUGAAGCACCAUUCGUCAGACUGGUUUUGUUUCUACUUAGUAAACUCACAAUCACGAUGUCUUUUGGCACACUAUACAUCUACACGGUGGAAAUUUUUCCUACUAAUCUGCGACAAACUUUACUGUCAGCAUGCUCGAUGAUCGGCCGAGUAGGCUCUAUGAUUGCUCCACAAACACCUCUAUUAUCCAAAUUAUGGAUACCACUUCCAAUGUUUAUUUUUGGCUGCCUCGGCAUCUCUUCAGGAGUUGCAAUUCUACAGUUACCGGAAACACUUAAUACCGAACUACCUGAUACCGUUCACGAUGCAAUGAAUAUGUCAAAAAAAUUAGGUGAUCAUCAAGCUUCCACUUAG